Molecule: messenger RNA, 1968 nt
Organism: Budorcas taxicolor (takin)
Lineage: Eukaryota; Metazoa; Chordata; Mammalia; Artiodactyla; Bovidae
Gene: KCND3
Product: potassium voltage-gated channel subfamily D member 3
Exons: 7
Coding region: 1-1968 (655 amino acids)
Biological process (GO): potassium ion export across plasma membrane; protein homooligomerization
Cellular component (GO): membrane; voltage-gated potassium channel complex; neuronal cell body
Molecular function (GO): A-type (transient outward) potassium channel activity; protein binding
Source: RefSeq, a predicted model, not a curated record
AUGGCGGCCGGAGUCGCAGCCUGGCUGCCCUUCGCGCGGGCUGCGGCCAUCGGGUGGAUGCCGGUGGCCAACUGCCCCAUGCCCCUAGCCCCGGCCGACAAGAACAAGCGGCAGGAUGAACUGAUCGUCCUCAACGUGAGCGGGCGGAGGUUCCAGACGUGGCGGACCACGCUGGAGCGCUACCCGGACACACUGCUGGGCAGCACGGAGAAGGAGUUCUUCUUCAACGAGGACACCAAGGAGUACUUCUUCGACCGGGACCCGGAAGUGUUCCGCUGCGUGCUCAACUUCUACCGCACCGGCAAACUGCACUACCCGCGCUACGAGUGCAUCUCCGCCUACGACGACGAGCUGGCUUUCUACGGCAUUCUGCCCGAGAUCAUCGGCGACUGCUGCUACGAGGAGUACAAGGACCGCAAGAGGGAGAACGCCGAGCGGCUCAUGGACGACAACGACUCGGAGAACAACCAGGAGUCCAUGCCCUCGCUCAGCUUCCGCCAGACCAUGUGGCGGGCCUUCGAGAACCCGCACACCAGCACGCUGGCCUUGGUCUUCUACUACGUGACUGGCUUCUUCAUCGCCGUCUCGGUCAUCACCAACGUGGUGGAGACCGUGCCGUGCGGCACCGCGCCCGGGAGCAAGGAGCUGCCGUGUGGCGAGCGCUACUCCGUGGCCUUCUUUUGCCUGGACACAGCGUGCGUCAUGAUCUUCACGGUGGAGUACCUGCUCCGGCUUUUCGCGGCGCCCAGCCGCUACCGCUUCAUCCGCAGCGUGAUGAGCAUCAUCGACGUCGUGGCCAUCAUGCCCUAUUACAUCGGCCUGGUCAUGACCAACAACGAGGACGUGUCGGGCGCCUUCGUCACGCUCCGGGUCUUCCGCGUCUUCAGGAUCUUCAAGUUCUCGCGGCACUCCCAGGGCCUGCGGAUCCUGGGCUACACCCUGAAGAGCUGUGCCUCGGAGCUCGGCUUCCUCCUCUUCUCCCUCACCAUGGCCAUCAUCAUCUUUGCCACUGUGAUGUUUUAUGCCGAGAAGGGCUCCUCCGCCAGCAAGUUCACAAGCAUCCCCGCCUCGUUUUGGUACACCAUCGUCACCAUGACCACGCUGGGAUAUGGAGACAUGGUGCCCAAGACGAUUGCAGGAAAGAUCUUCGGUUCCAUCUGCUCACUGAGCGGUGUCCUCGUCAUUGCCCUGCCGGUCCCUGUGAUCGUUUCCAACUUCAGCCGGAUUUACCACCAGAAUCAGAGAGCGGAUAAACGCAGGGCACAGAAGAAGGCCCGCCUUGCCAGGAUCCGUGUGGCCAAAACUGGCAGCUCCAACGCCUACCUGCACAGCAAGCGCAACGGACUUCUCAACGAAGCACUGGAACUGAUGGGCACCCCAGAAGAGGAGCACAUGGGCAAGACAACCUCACUCAUCGAGAGCCAGCACCAUCACCUGCUGCACUGCCUGGAAAAAACCACUGGGUUGUCCUAUCUUGUGGAUGAUCCCCUGUUAUCUGUACGAACCUCCACCAUCAAGAACCACGAGUUCAUAGAUGAGCAGAUGUUUGAGCAGAACUGCAUGGAGAGUUCAAUGCAGAACUACCCGUCCACACGGAGUCCUUCGUUGUCCAGCCACCCAGGCCUCACGACCACCUGCUGCUCCCGUCGUAGUAAGAAAACCACACACCUGCCCAAUUCCAACUUGCCGGCCACCCGCCUGCGCAGCAUGCAAGAGCUCAGCACGAUCCACAUCCAGGGCAGUGAGCAGCCCUCUCUCACUACCAGUCGUUCCAGCCUUAAUUUGAAAGCAGAUGACGGACUGAGACCAAACUGCAAAACAUCCCAGAUCACCACAGCCAUCAUCAGCAUCCCCACUCCCCCAGCACUAACCCCAGAAGGCGAAAGUCGGCCACCCCCUGCCAGCCCGGGCCCCAACACGAACAUUCCUUCCAUAGCCAGCAAUGUUGUCAAGGUCUCUGCCUUGUAA